AUGGCUGACGCUGGGAAGAUACUAGAGGAUAUCGACGGUUUUGACAAACAGAAGUUACGGCAUGUUGAAACUGAAGAGAAAGUUGUGUUGCCAAACAAAGAAGUUAUUGAAAAGGAGAAAACUGAGAAACAGCUUCUACAAGAGAUCGAAACACCACAUUCUUUGAAACGUACUUCAACAAAAGAAAAGAACCCUCUUCCUACCAAGGAAGACAUUGCUGCAGAAAAAGCUAUCCACUGA
Molecule: messenger RNA, 240 nt
Organism: Schistosoma rodhaini
Lineage: Eukaryota; Metazoa; Platyhelminthes; Trematoda; Strigeidida; Schistosomatidae
Source: the annotation of a GenBank genome assembly